AUGUUUUAUGUUCUCCCUUUUUUUCAUUCUGUGUGUCUUACAGGAUCCACAAGUUCAUCAAUGUCAGACCACUGGCUGAUACGGCUGACAGGGGACAGUCAGAGAGGCAGUAUGGUCUCUCGAUCCUCCACCACCUGCCCAUCCUCCUUACCUGACUCACCCGAGUCUCCGGUCUUCUUUGAAAACGGUUCAAAAGAAGAAAGAGGGGGUUUCGAUAGCAGGCCUUUUAUCAGAGGUCUUCAGGGAAGGAGUGUGAGCAUGAGAGCACCUAGCAAGACCAGGGAAACACUGAGCAAAGUGUUCCCCCUGCGCUGGUCCUUCGGUUCAAAGGACAGACGGAAACCUGACCCAGUGCCCCUGGCUGUCCAAGACCCUGCCCCUGUGGAGCUGGUACAGUACUUGGAGUCUGGCCGGCGGCCCCGGUGCACAAAAGAUCCAAUAGCAACGUUGAUGAGCGAGUCACGCAGCGCGAAGGAAGCUUCUGAGGGCCGGGCUUCCGCUAAUGUUCGAUCUUCCAGUGUUGGAAGUUUAAGUUGUUUAAAUAAGGCAGGAGAUGGGCUGCCGCUUGAGUCUACAAAGGUACCUGAGGGCCAGAGGAGGCCGUCAGAUAAGACAGCAAGCUUGAGACGCAGUAAGGGGAGCCAGCCAAGAGACGACAGGACGACGAAUAUCAGCAGUAGCUCUAGCAGUAACACUCUCACCAGGAGGAAAGAUGACAGGAAGGAAAGCUCCUCCAAAGCUUGCCAGGAUACUGAGACAAAAAGGAGUUCCAGUGCUGGUGUUCAGUCCAGCUACAGCACUCCCAGCCUUCAGGACGGGACCCUGAGAAGACAAAAAGGGGACAGGGCUGAUAGGGAACAACAAGGUGCAUACGAAGGAAACUCUAAGACUAAGAAAGAAGAAGUGCCUAGGAACCAUGAAGGACUGCUCUCCUUCUUUAAAGGCAGUUUCCUGAAGAAGGAUAGGGACUCAAGGAAGUCAAAGGAGGGUGAAUCAGGAAGAGGAGCAGGUGAGGAAGGAGGCAGAAGGACGCUCUCUAAGUCGUCGCUGUCAAAUGGAGCAGCAGCAGCAGGAGGAGCAACUGAACCGGAAGUAGGCAAGUCUAAUGGCUCGGGCCACCGGGGCGACGAGCUGGCAAACGGGAAGGUGGGACGGACAACGGCGGAUAUCAAGCGCUCCCAGAGCUCCUCCAACAUCCCCAUCAAAGCGGAGCAGAGUAUACGAAGGACAGCUUCCCUGCAUCGCAACGGGAUGUCUACAGCCCCAUCACGCACCCUGGCAACAGACAAACCGUCGUACGGCACCCUGCAGAGGACUCGAUACAGCACAACCUCGCUUGGACGCAAAAGGACAGUCCCCGAGUCCAGCUUCUGACACACAGAUCAUCAACUCAGCCACACACACACAAAGCCUUGUAUUUGUCAUAAGGAGAGUGACUUCCAAUCUCUAAGAUCAAAGCAAUAGAGAGCAAUUCCAAGUGGUGCCCCUCUUUGUCCUUAGAAAAUGAACAGCAUGAUGUGGAAUGCACAACGGAGUUGAGAGGCUCAGAGCAUAUAUAGGGUAGCUAAAUGCUGGGAGAAUGAGAGCAGAAUAAAAUCAUUGGACCUGUCCAUCAAAUUUAAGAGAGUCCAUUAUAUUUGGUUUUUUGUUAUGACUUAAAACAAGUGCCUGAUAAAUGUAUAUUAUGCAGUUAAGAACCAAUGAGUUAGUCUGUUUAGCACUGGAAGCACUAAUUGACACACACACACACACACACACACACACACACACACACACACACACACACACACACACACACACACACACACACACAGACACACACAGACAGACAUAAUUAGUAUAGCAUAUUAUCCACAUUCGUGUCUUAUCGCUGUAGUUGGAGUGCUGGAAUUCCUCACUCCAUUCUGAAUUCUCAUGGUUGUUUGAUUACAAUCUGGACGCACUGAUUGUGUUCCUUCAUAAGAAUGUAACUUCAUUAACGGUGGUGUUUUGAGGCUUCAGAUUCUGCUUAACAUUUAUUAUCCAUCUGUAAUCCCUUGUUUAAAGUUUUCAAAAUACACGAUGGCUUUAAACACGAAGCAUAAGCAUAAGCUUGUCCCUAUGUGACCCAGACUGCAGUGUUGACCCUGCACAACAAAGACCUUUAUCAGUGAUAUCCCACUGGGUAGGAUUGGUAUUCUGUAGAAUCUCUGACUUGGGUCACACAAUCAUUAUUCGGCUAAGAAAUUAAAUCCCUAACAGAGCCAAUAACGAUUUAUUUAUAUUCAUGCAAUAUCGACCCUUUGGAUAUGUGUCAAUCCUUUUAUAUAAAAUGAAUUCCAUUGGGUUUGUUCUUUUAAUAUUCUAGUUUUUUGUGUAACCACUUUAAUUUGUUGUUUUAUGAUUUGUGUUUGUGAAGGUGACCAUAGUGGGUGAGUGUUUUUAUCAAUAUCCUCCCCCUACUCAAAAUGAAUGUGACAGUAACACAUGCUGUUUUAUUGAAGCUUUAGUUGGAGCUGCCUGAAAAACCUGCUCCUUUUGAUUACGAAGAAUGUUGACCCUAAUCUGAUAUUCACUGUCAUCUUCACCGUAGAAAUAUUACGCCCAAACCUUAACCAGACUGGCCAGUUAUCAGAAAGUCAAAUACUCCACAAAGUAUAGAGUAAAGAGGGUCAGCGUUUUAGGGUGACGUCUUUUCCUCUAAUUAUACCUUUAAUUUGUUUCAUAUCUUUUAAUCAUUAUAGUAUUAACAAUCUUAUAGAAGGUUUAAAAUGACCCAAUUAAAACAAAAUGAAAUGCAUUAUUAGAAAACUGCAGACUAAAUUGAACAAUUUAAUGUUUUUCUUUCUGAUAUGAACCGUGCAUACAAUCAAACUUCCCCUUCACCUUAUCACGAAAAUUGGAAGAAAAAAAUAUCAUGACAUUCCUUCAUCUCGUGAUAAAGAAAUAAUUCAUGCAGUUAUCAAAAACAAAAAUUCAAUUUUUGUUUUUUACACACCCUUUUAUUUCAAACAUAGCAAACACAAAUAUGAUGUGAAUGAAAAUGUAUAUUUUCAGUUUUCUUUGUUUUAAUAUAGACAUCUUAAAUCUCCCACAUGAAUCAGCUGGAACUCAAAUGUAAUGUUCGGCAUGAUGAAGGAUAUCUGGUGCCUUUUGCCUUUCACAGCCUUUGUGAUAAAAAAAGGAUGACGUAAGCAUGUAAUGUGAGCGUGAUUUGGGUUUAUGUUGCACAUUAUUGGGACACAUGAAAGCAUAUUUAAUUUAUUUAGUGUAAUCUGUUUAAUUUUUGUAUACUUUUACCUUGCUACAUAUUUUACCCACUAUGUGCUUCGCAUUUAAUUUGUAUAUUUUGAUGUAGAACAACUUCCCUUUGGCCACUGUACCGUUUCAGAAACUCCUCUCUCACAUCCAUUGAAAAACUUGUAGAGAAAAGCAGCGCAUUGAUCUCUUUAUCCUGGACCUGGUAUCCCCAGCCCCUCCAUUUAAAAAAAAAGGGUGACUUUCUAGUCUCAUGUCUGCUUUAAAUUCUGGUCGUAUGUUGUAUCAAGUGAGGAUCGAUCCUUCUUUUCUGCUGCAUUGAUUUUCUGACGCGUAUGUGCACAUAAAUUAUCCCAUGAGGCAAUUCUUUGAUAAUUGCACAAUGCUGAAAAGACUGAGAGAAGCACAUAAUCAACAGUAUUUUAUUGUUUGUAACCGUGAUUUUGGUUCCAACCUCUCAACCAACACUAUUUGCCCAGUAUCGACCAUAUCUAAUGUAUUUCUAAAUGACCAAAUUACAGUGACUAUUAGAAUUACAGGAGAUAAUAUUCUGUGCAAUUGUCAAAAUCUUUUUAUACUCUAACUGAAACAUUUGUAAUUAUGUGUCAACCCACAUUAGAAACUGCAACACACUCUUUUGUUUGAAAGGAGAGAGUAGUGGAUGAAGGCUGUGUAAUUGAACAUCUGAUUUAUUUAACAUCUGAUUUAUACAAGUAUUAGUAACAUUUGCUAAUGAAAGGCUCAGGCUUCUUUAUUCUAAUUUCAAAAGCAUCACAUCACCCUUAGAAAUCACAGAAGACUAAAAAACAAAAGCUGUAUUUAAGCUUGUCACAUUGAUCAUAUGCCAACCCAUCAUUAUCCUACAUGAAAAUAAAGAAGCCUUUCCUUUUUAUUGGGAAGCAUUUAAUGUAUUAUUCAAAUUUAAAAAGGAGAAGCAGACGUUUUCUAUAAUGCAGAUCAUUAAUGUAGCUUGUUGAACAUGUCAAACAUGUGACUCAACACUUGUUGUGACACAAGCUGCUAAAAAUAAGACUAAUAAGCAGUAUACCUUCAUAUCCAUAUACAUGUGACACAUUCAAUUCCUUAUUCCAGAUGUUGUUCAGAUGUGACCUCCAGCAGUAAUUCAUUGGGAGAUACACAUAUAUGUUUCACUUUCAUUACCACUGAAAAAUUGGGCUUUUGGCAAUGGUCUUUAUUCUCUGAUUUCCUCCUGCUUAUUUUUAGCCUUGGAAAUGUUAUGAAUUGAUUGAACAUGAUUAAUUGCUGCUGUCAUAGUGUAUCUUUGAAAUACACGGUGAGCAAAGACUUGAAAUACCACCAAUUAAUCCAAAGUCUGAAAGGUCAUGUUGACAAGUAAUUCCUCUUUGUGGAGGCGUUAGUCCCACACAGGUUGAGUGUUCAGAAAAUUCUCUUUCCGCAACAAAUAAGCUGGAGAAGUGGCACUUCAGCUUCAGAAAAAUGCAUGAAGUGUUAAGCCUCUGGAUCAGUUGACUCACUCACAACAUUUACAAAAUGACUUUCACAAACACCUUCAGUAAGCGGUAAAUACAAAUGCUUUGAUGCAGCCUCAAGUGAGGAAGCAAUAAUUGUGGAAUGUCUUAUUAAUUUAUGUUGAUCCUUAAGUUGUUGCUCACAGGCACGAAAGGUUAAAGAAGUCGAGCACCGCAGCAAAUGUUUUCGAAAACACUAAUAAAUCAAAGUCAGGUGUUUAGUUUUAACUUUGAAACAUCAUGUUGGGUUGACGGUGGCUUUAUUUCAAAUGCAGCUGCUAUCUGCAUGGAAUUACCAAACCUUGUAAAAAGAAUAAAAAAGCGGCCACUGUCAAUCAAAAACAUUUCGAAAGAAAAGGCAGUUGCUAAAUAUUCACGCUGUAGUUGGCUCUUACUAGCCGACUCUCCUCAACUUACAGGGACGAAAUGACAGCUGUGGCUUCAUAUUGAACACAAUUAUAUGUCUGUUUAAAAUCUGCCGUGCGGGGUUGCCCAUACUCCUUCUCAUUAGAAUUUUCAAGAAAGGUAGAAAGAAAGACACAAAAAAAGACAUUUGACAGAAAAUAAAUCAAAAAGUUCAGUUUCAAACCUGGGGAAUAGUUUUUUCCGCUAAAGACUCACUGCUAAUGUUAGAAUAGAAAAUAUAUAUUGAUUAGAGCCUUACACAACCUUAUACACCAUUCCCAUCAUUUUAGUAAAUGUUUUGAAAGCUACAAAAUACAUGUAGUAUACAUCUAAAGAUCAACAUGUCUUCCAUUCAGAAGUAGCAGGUUAUCAUUGAAAAACACUCACAAAGCAGAAGGUAAACAGUUAUAUGAGGGGUCAAUGCUGAAAUGAAAAAUAGGAUAAAUAGGGACACCAUGUCUGUAUUGCAGAAUAAAUGUUUAUAUCUUUUUUUCUGACUGGCUCAACCUGCAUGGGCCCACAUACACACUCGGUUUACUCUGCCAAACUGAGCACGACGGUUUUAACAUGCAUCUUUUUGAAAAUGUUGCUUGAAGAUGUUUUUAUAUGCAAUUGUACUACAUUUGAUGGGAAGAAGUGUGUGUGUGUGUGUGUGUGUGUGUGUGUGUGUGUGUGUGUGUGUGUGUGUGUGUGUGUGUGUGUGUAAAGAGUGAUUAAAUACAAUUGUUAUCAUUGACAUACAACUUGAGGGGUUUAGUGAUUUGGGAAUAUGAUGCCAAGGUAUACAACUGAACUGACAUUCUUUGUAUUUUAUUUUUUGCACAAGGGUUACUUUCUGCCUUCUGUACAUGUGUUUCAUUUUCCAACACAACAAAUAAAAAAAAAGU
Notothenia coriiceps (black rockcod) is the source of this 6019-nucleotide messenger RNA. RefSeq names its product ubiquitin carboxyl-terminal hydrolase 43-like. The transcript has 2 exons. The record is from RefSeq and is a predicted model, not a curated record. Lineage: Eukaryota; Metazoa; Chordata; Actinopteri; Perciformes; Nototheniidae. The coding region runs from base 1 to 1374 and encodes 457 amino acids.